AUGGCAACUCAAGCUGCUGCUGCCUCAUUCAAUGGCAACUUAAAGAAAGCAAUGGCAGGUAUAAAGCGUAUCAAUCUGGACGGUCUUCGUUGGCGAGUAUUUGAUGCCAAAGGCCAGGUUCUGGGAAGACUGGCAGCUCAGAUAUCGACAGUGCUGCAGGCCAAAGACAAGCCAACGUAUUGUCCAAACCGGGAUGAUGGGGAUAUUUGUAUCGUUCUCAAUGCUAAAGAUAUUGGCUUCACUGGCAGAAAGCUCACCGACAAGUUCUACCGCUGGCAUACUGGGUACGUUGGACACCUGAAAGAACGGAGUCUGAAAGAUCAGAUGGCCAAAGACCCCACUGAGGUCAUCCGUAAGGCUGUCUGGCGCAUGCUUCCUAGCAACAAUCUCCGUGAUGACAGAGAUCGGAAGCUGAGGAUCUUCCAAGGCGACGAGCAUCCUUUUGGGGACAAGCCACUCGAGCCAUUCGUCAUGCCUCCUCGUAGAGUGAGAGAGAUGCGUCCGCGCACAAGGCGAGCAAUGAUCCGUGCCCAGAAGAAAGCCGAUGAGGCUGAAAAUGGUGGAACCGAGGUCAAGAAAGGCAAGAAGAGGACUCCCUCUCAAGUACCUGCCUAG
Molecule: messenger RNA, 615 nt
Organism: Microthlaspi erraticum
Lineage: Eukaryota; Viridiplantae; Streptophyta; Magnoliopsida; Brassicales; Brassicaceae
Source: the annotation of a GenBank genome assembly